AUGUGUGCUAGCCGGGUACGCUCCCCGCGAGCGCCAGAAAUCUACCGGGUUCCGGAGGUGCUCCUCGCUGCCGACAAGGGCGCGUACCAGCCGAGGUUCCUGUCCCUCGGGCCGUACCACCAUGGCGGCACUGCCACUGCCACGGAGGAAAUGCGGCGCAAUGACGGGGAGAAGCCGGGGAACCUAGCCUACGCGGUCCAGGGCGGCGGGCCGCCGGUGGUGGAGUACAUGAAGGCCAUCGCGUCCGUCCAGGCCGACGCCAGGAGCCGCUACGAGGGGGGCGUCGACAUGGAGUGGGACGCCUUCUGCAGGAUGCUGCUGCUCGACGCCUUCCAGCUCGUCACCCUGCUCGAAUACCUCGGCUUCCACGACGACGACCACCCAUCAGGAGCAGCGGAAACAGAAACAGGAGGAAGCCCUGAGCAGGAGGAUUGCACGCCAAGAACCAGCGUUCUGAGCAGCAUCGGGCAUGACCUGAUGAUGCUGGAGAACCAGAUACCCUUCUUCGUCGCUCAGAAGAUGUACGGCUUGCGUCACGGCGAUGACGGAAGCGGAAUCGCCGAGCUAGCCUGGAGAACCAUCAGGCGCAUCAUGUGCGACGUCCCGUCGGCGGCGGCCAAUCCUCCACCGGCGGAGAAAUGCCAGCACUUGGUCCAUCUGUGCCACGCUUACCUGAAGCCAAGCAACCUCGGUUGCAGUUGCAGCAGAGGCGCAUGUGCCGGCGAGCACGGGAGAUUCCGGCGAGCCACCGAGUAUCACGAGGCCGGCGUCAGGUUCCGGCAGCUGUGCAGCGAGGACGGGGGCGAGCAGUGCCCCUUGCUGGACGUGGCCUUCUCGAACGGGGCGCUGCGCGCGGAUGGCGCGGCACAGGAUCGACGAGACGACCAACUAUGUCCUCCGCAACGUGCUCGUGUACCUGGAGACGGCGACGAGCGGCGCCACCGGCUACGUGGCGGCGUACGUGGUGUUCAUGUCGCAGCUGCUGGGCGGCCCGGAGGACGUGGCCCUGCUGUCGCGGCGUGGGCGACGACGCCGAGGUGUGCGCGCUCUUCCGGGGGCUGGCGCAGGGGCUCGUCUUCGACCCGUCCGGCGACCACUACCUCAGGACUGUGGGGGUGAAGCUGCAGGCCUACAACCGGUCGCGCGUCAACCGGUGGGGCGCCUGGGUCAUCCAGCACCGCCUCGGCAACCCCUGGCUCGCCGCCGCCUGGGUCUUCGGCGCCAUGGCCGUGCUGGGCACCAUCCUUCAGACCGUCGUCGCUCUUCUC
Lolium perenne is the source of this 1268-nucleotide messenger RNA. Lineage: Eukaryota; Viridiplantae; Streptophyta; Magnoliopsida; Poales; Poaceae. The record is from RefSeq and is a predicted model, not a curated record.